AGCAGUAUAAAAGCAGCUCCUUCUCCUCACUCUCUCAUCCACCCUUCACAUCUCCAGCUCCUUGGGAAUAAGGUGCACCUGCAGCCCCAAGCCAUGUCCUGCUACAGCCCGUGCCGGCCCUGCCAGCCCUGUGGCCCCACCCCGCUGGCCAACAGCUGCAAUGAGCCCUGUGUCAGGCAGUGCCAGGACUCCACCGUCAUCAUCGAACCCUCGCCCGUGGUGGUGACCCUGCCUGGCCCCAUCCUCAGCUCCUUCCCCCAGAACACCGUGGUGGGAUCCUCCACCUCUGCUGCUGUUGGCAGGAUCCUCAGCUCUCAGGGAGUGCCCAUCAGCUCUGGGGGCUUUGGCCUCUCAGGCUUGGGCAGUGGCCUCUGUGGCACGAGGUGCCUCCCCUGCUGA
Molecule: messenger RNA, 399 nt
Organism: Catharus ustulatus (Swainson's thrush)
Lineage: Eukaryota; Metazoa; Chordata; Aves; Passeriformes; Turdidae
Product: feather keratin 1-like
Exons: 2
Coding region: 94-399 (101 amino acids)
Cellular component (GO): intermediate filament
Molecular function (GO): structural constituent of cytoskeleton
Source: RefSeq, a predicted model, not a curated record